Thamnophis sirtalis is the source of this 1161-nucleotide messenger RNA. NCBI's taxonomy places the organism in Eukaryota, Metazoa, Chordata, Lepidosauria, Squamata, Natricidae. The record is from RefSeq and is a predicted model, not a curated record.
AUGAAGGGUCCCUUGGUCUGCUUCCUGCUCCUGGCGGCGACUUUUGCUGCAGCGACGGAAUGGGAGGAGGUUCCGCCCACCUACGGCGAGUGCCCAGCGCCUACACAUGUUGCCCCCAACGCCUAUUACUGCAUGGCGAACAGACCCUGCCCAGGGGAUGAAAAAUGCUGCCAGGUUCAUAACAUAAUGAAAUGUGUCCUUCCAAAAGGAGUGCAUCAGGGGUACUGCCCCAGGCCGCAAGACCAGGCCGUCUACAAGAAGCCCUGCGCAGGAGACCACCAGUGCGGAUGGCAUGAGAAAUGCUGCCUGAAGGAUGGCCAGAAGAAGUGCGUUCAGGCUGUUCCAGACAUCAAGAAGCCUGGCACAUGUCCCCCGCCAGUUCAGGACGAGGACAAGCGUUGUGGAAAAUACUGCUCCAGCGAUGCCAAGUGCCCGGGCAUCGAACGCUGCUGCCCCACUUCCUGUGGGCAGGAAUGUAGAAUCCCCCAAAGAUAUAUGCCAGGAUACUGCCCAGCGGUGCUCCUCCCGCCCAGCAGGGGGGACGUUUGCUUCCGCACCUGCACCAACGACUUCGACUGCAACCACGGCAUCCAACUUCCCUUGAAGAAGUGCUGCGACUUUGAGGGCAGGAAGAUAUGCGUAGACAACAUGGAAGAACACCCCGGCGUGUGUCUCAGGAGGGUUGAAGUGCAGCCCUUCGUUCCCUGCAACGACACCUGCGAUGAUGACCAGGACUGCCCCCUGACUGAGAAGUGCUGCUUCACUGGCUGCGGCCGAGGCUGCCUGCCCUCAGUCCGCAGUGAGGUGUGUCAGUUACCCAUGGCGCAGGGCAGCUGCAAAAAGAGUUUGACGCGCUUCUACUAUGACCCGGAGAAGAAGAAGUGUGUCUCAUUCAUCUAUCGGGACUGUGAGGGCAACCGCAACAACUUUGAGACCAAGGAGCUGUGCGAAAAGGCCUGUGGGGAAAUCAGCAAAGAGGUUUGCAGACUGCCAAAAGAAACAGGUCCUUGUCAAGGAUUUUCAAUGCACUAUUACCACAACUGGGAGACCAAAAAGUGUGAAAUGUUUGCUUAUGGAUUGUGUGGUGGCAACGAGAAUCGCUUCUCCACCAAACUGGAAUGUGAAAUGGUCUGUGGUGGAUUCGGUAAGGAACAAGAAUGA